Maniola jurtina (meadow brown) is the source of this 6615-nucleotide messenger RNA. It is a transcript of the gene dop, whose product is annotated as microtubule-associated serine/threonine-protein kinase 3. The transcript is spliced from 38 exons. NCBI's taxonomy places the organism in Eukaryota, Metazoa, Arthropoda, Insecta, Lepidoptera, Nymphalidae. The record is from RefSeq and is a predicted model, not a curated record. Gene Ontology annotation, biological process: intracellular signal transduction; peptidyl-serine phosphorylation. The coding region runs from base 259 to 5262 and encodes 1667 amino acids. Gene Ontology annotation, molecular function: magnesium ion binding; ATP binding; protein serine/threonine kinase activity.
GGCUUUUUGGGGUUUUCGAUUCGUAGGUAAUUUGUAUGGAGCCCCUUGAGCCGCCGUAUCGCGUAAACUACGAUUGCGAGUUGCGACGACUAUGUAACUACUUUCAUUUUGCUUUGGAAUAAAGCGAGCGCGUCUGGCGAGAAUAAACACCGGCUUUUACUGGUGUGAUAUGUUUGUGUGAUGCGUAAAAUCGAAGUUGUUAGGUGUUUAUAAAUGGCCAAAAUAGUGGUUUAUUUGUGUGGUGUGUAGUGUGUGGCAAUGGAUCGAAGGUGUUCUCAGUCCGUCCGGACGCUAGUUUUCGACGACUCAGAUUCGGAUCCUCCCAAAGCGGUCCAGAAAAAGGACCUGGGAACGUCCGUAGCAACAUCAUCGUUAAACCAAAGUGCGGAAGAUGCGAGCAAAGCGCGUACCAAUCUGGUGCGCAUGCGUCGAUCCGCCCUCGGGAAGUCCGCGCCGACACUGUCCAUCCAUGUCAAAGACUCAUGCUCGGUGUCACGACGGCCAUCCCGAUUGCCACCGCCACCACCACACCACAGACUCUCGCUCGUGGUGGGCUCCGGACGAUGUAGCUCGCCAGGUACGGGCCCCCUGUCCCCGGCAGAAGGGCCUCGAUGGCACGCACACCACGCGCACCCUUUACACCACGCGCUGUUAUCUUCUAGCGUGAAACGGGGGAAGGAGUUGAAUAAAGAUAUAGACGGGCGUCGAUGGUCUGUAGCGUCUUUGCCGUCCUCUGGCUACGGUACUACGCCAGGCAGCUCCAGCCUUUCACAGUCGCAAUGCUCGUCGCAGGAGCGGCUGCUGGCGGCGCAGGCGCAGUGCGAGCCGCCGCGCGCGCCGUGUCCCCACUGCCAUCACCACCAGAACUCGCUCAACAGCUCACAAGGCAGCGGCAUGAACUGGGCGUCGUUGUCGGACAGUGGGGGCAGUGGACACGCGGCCCGCGCGCCCUCUCCAAGGGCGGUACCGCGGCGGGUGCGCAGUCGCAGCCUCAGUUCUCCGUCGCGCUCCCCCGGUGGUGGCAGCGGCGGGUCGGACAGCGGCGCAAGAGACGACGCUGUGUCAGCGAUGUCCUCACUCUUCGCUGCCCGCUUCCCCGCCGCGCAGAAGGCUAUGGACGACAAGCUAAAAAUGCUGAUAGAGGAACUGACUGAAUUAGAUAAGAAACAAGACCGUCCGCCCAUCGAGAGAUUUGUACAGAGACAGGUGUUAGAAAUGGCUCGCGACUGUUUACACAAGUCUGAAUCCAAACAAGUUACAAGCAGCUAUUUCUACGAUAUGGGCGACAGUUUAGACAGGUUAUUGGCUGAGACACGCGAGAAAUCAGCUGAAGCCGGUAACAAAGUGGCUCCACUAGUAACAAGACUGACGUUAGCCAUGGCGCGACCGGCGCGAUUGUUAGAAUGCCUAGAGUUCGACCCUGAGAGGUUCUACCGUCUUUUGGAGGCCGCUGAGGGACAUGCGAGGCAUUUGCAGGGCAUCUCAACAGAUAUACCGCAGUACAUCAUCCACAAACUAGGGUUGUCCAAGGAUCCUCUCGCUGAACUGCACGUGCCGCCCCCGCCUCCCCCUCCGCCAGUGCCCAUCAGUUCCUCACCCUCCAAGAUUCGCGGUCGUCAAUCACCUCCCGGAGGCCCGGGGUCCGCAAGCGGCGCUCCACCCUCAGAAAACGAUUAUCAAGUCAUAAAGCUCAUAUCCAAUGGCGCCUACGGGGCUGUGUAUCUCGUCAAACAUAAGCAGACUAGGCAGAGGUAUGCCAUGAAGAAAAUAAGCAAAAACAAUUUGAUAUUAAGAAAUCAAGUGGAGCAGGCCUUCGCUGAGAGAGAUAUAUUAAGUUUUGCGGACAACCCUUUUGUGGUGACGAUGUACUGCUCGUUCGAGACGAAGAGACAUCUCUGUCUCAUUCUGGAGUUCGUGGAGGGGGGAGACUGUGCGACACUAUUACGGGCUGGUCCUUUGCCUCCGGACAUGGCGCGCCACUAUUUUGCAGAGGCCGUGUUGGCUGUGGAGUAUCUACACUCCUACGGAAUCGUGCAUCGGGAUUUGAAGCCUGACAACCUGCUUAUCACUGCAACGGGCCAUAUCAAACUGACUGACUUUGGACUCAGCAAAAUGGGUCUAAUGUCAUUGGCAACGAAUCUAUACGAAGAGUACGCGGAUCGCGAGGCGCGGCAGUUCUCCGAUAAGCAGGUGUGCGGCACGCCCGAGUACAUCGCGCCCGAAGUCAUAUUGCGACAGGGUUAUGGCAAGCCGGUGGAUUGGUGGUCGAUGGGCAUCAUUCUGUACGAAUUCAUUGUGGGCUGCGUUCCAUUCUUUGGUGACACCCCUGAAGAACUCUUCGCGCACACUGUCAACGAUGACAUCGAGUGGCCAUCGGAAGAUGACUUCCCCAUAGCGGUAGAAGCGCGUGCCAUCAUAACGGAACUGCUGGCGCGGAACCCUCGCGACCGGCUGGGGACCGCGGGCACCCAUCAAGUUAAGGAUCAUAUAUAUUUCUACGGCCUGGAUUGGAAUAACCUUCUGCGGCGAAAAGCGGAGUUUAUACCACAGUUGGAAAACGACGAAGAUACCAGUUAUUUUGAUAGUCGCUGCGAUCGCUAUAACCACAGCGAAGUGGAAACCGAUGAAGCGACGGAAACGCACGAAGCAGACGAGGCGGGACUGUUCGCGGCAUUCUCGUCCACAUCACCGCAAUGGCGCCGCCACUACCACCACUCACAUUCCGCACUGUCUCACGAUUCCCGAAGUACGGACAGUUGGCCGGGCACGCCGGACAGCGCCGGGCCGCCCACAACGCCCACUGCACCCCUACACCAUCACCCCAAAUGUCCCAUGGUCGGGGCAGGUGGAGGCUCUACAGCAGAAUCCUCACAAACGGAUUCAGACGACGUGUCCCCCGCUGCGCGACGACGCGCCGCAUUGCGUCCGUUGGCGCAUCCGCACUCACACACACAUUCGCACCCGCAUCCGCAUCCGUUGCACGCGAGCCACGUCGCGCCGUUACCCAGACUACCGGACGCGCCGAAGAAAGAGGACAAAGGUAUAGACAAGCUGGACAAAUCAGAGAAGAGCAAGCCAUCUGUUUUGACGGCGCCAAAGUCUAUGCGUCGUUCCGCCAGCACAUCAGGCCUGUCGCUUGUUAUACAUCCGGCGGAGGAAAGCAUAGUGUUAGGCGGUGCGGCGUCGCCAUGCGCCGGCAACACUUCGUCAACCAACUCGUCGCGCGACUCAUCGCCCUGCCGCGACCCGCCCUCGCCCUUCGCGACCGCUAACCACUCGCUUAUCCAAUCGUCCAAACCGCCGAUCGUGGUGCGUCGCGGUCCACGCGGUUUCGGCUUCACGAUCCACACUGUGCGUGUGUACUACGGCGAUACAGAUUAUUACACCAUGCAUCACUUGGUUUCGGCUGUGAGUGAACAAGGUGCGGCGUGGGCGGCCGGCCUGAGAGCUGGAGAUCUCAUUACACAACUCAAUGGGGAGUCCGUACAGGGACUGCUGCAUACACAGGUGUUGAGGCUAUUAUUGGCGGCACCGCACGCUACACUUCGCGCUACGCCGUUAGACCAGACCACCAUACAGGCGGGCGGUCGUCGUAGAGCGGGCGGCAGACGCGCGUCCGCGCCGCCGCGCCCGCGCCCGCGCCGCCGGUGUUCUCUGUUCCGGCGGAUCUCUACCAAGCGAGCUUCGCAGGAAAUGCAUCAGAUGGUGUCCGCUGGUUCAAGCGAGCUACCAUCCCCUACCGUGUCGCCGGCCGCCGAUUCACCGCUGCACACCACCCACCCUACCACACAUUACCAGCGGCCCUCUUCCCUCCACGGUCUAAAGCACAAGUUGGGAGGUGCGGAGGUUCGCCGAGCCUCUUUACAACACAUGCCCCUAUCGCCGCUCGCGAGAACGCCCUCCCCCUCGCCGCAGCCGCCGCAACCCGCGCCUGCCUCGCCCACCAGCAGGGGUUGCGAGGCUCGAAGCCCCUCGCCACUCGCGACGCGAGAGUGUAGACGCGCAUGGCCUCGACGGGACCCCGCCUCUCCGUUACUACGACGAGCUUUGUCGCCUGACAGGUUACACCCGCGUUCAGCAGAAGCGAAAUGCUCGAUAUCGCCCCUCUGUUGCGCGGGAGUGGGCUCCAACACCGUCAGCACUGUGACGAGCAGUCGCCGCGGCACUAGCUGGCGAGCCCCCGCGCCCGCGCCGCCCACCCCUCCACCCCCGGACAAGCCGGACGAGCCCACCCUGCCGCGCAUCGCCGAGGAGAAGGACUCGCCCACGCACCACGCUGUCCGACUGCCGGCCAGGACUCCAGCCAAACAGAGCACGCCGAGUAUCUUCACCUCGUCGCCAAAGACGAGCCUAGACAAGUCUGCGUUCAACACAAGCGCAUCUUUCGCAUCGCUCUCGCUCUCCGACGAAUCCUUCGUUGAUAGCAGCAUGGAUGGCAUGUCUAAUCUCGACACGUCGCGGGACCUUAAUCUGGAUGAUAGCAGAUCAAGCACAGAUAUUAGCAUCCCACAGUCGGAGACCAGUAAAAAACUUAACACAACACAAGAAUCAAUUCCAAGCAUCACAGACAUACAACCAAAAACGCGGAAAAAAUCAGAUUCCUCCCUCAAAGACGAAGAUUUUAAACCUAAGGAAAAAUCCAAAUCCAAACAAGAGAAAGAGUUGAAAAAGCAAGAUUCGAUCAAGAAGAUAGAGAAAGAAGAAAGGAAGGAAUUCAAAAUGGAAGAAAAAUACCAAGAACUCCCUAAAGCAGAAGAAAAGUCGAAACAAGAAAAGGCAAUGGAAAGAAGCGGAUCAGUUAGAAAAUCAGAGGGUAAAGACAAGAGAGAAGAUAAGAAACAGGAUAAGAGAGAAGAAAAGAAGCAGGAAAAGCAAGAGAAGGAAAAGAAGCAGCAAGAGAAGAUAGAAGCGAAGCGGUCGGAGUCGAUGAAGAAGUUGGAGGGAUUGAAAAGGCAGGAAUCUGUGGAGGCGUGUAAGUCUCCCGAAGCCCCCGAAAGCAGCGAAGGUAGAAGCAAGAACAGCAUGGUUAGCAAGUUGUUGGGUGUGAUGGGGCGCAAGCGCGAUGACGACGAGAGAUGCAAGAAAGACAAGCACGCCAAGAAAAAGAAUACUACUUACAACUCACCUUCUCAGCCGAUACAAAUUCAAAAGCAACCCGAAUCACUGCCCAUAGACAAAAACUACGACAGACAGGACACAGAUGAUAAAAAAGGGAAAAAGGGACGGGGCAGAGCCUCCAGUUCCUCUUCGGUUGAAAAAUAAGAAGACAGAGACAGCUAUACAGUGUCACCGAUAAGUGAGAAAGAGACGCAUAUAUAGAGUGAAAAGGAACUGCACCUUUACCGUUCAAAAGUAUCGUUUAAAGCCGGCUGUAAAUUUGAUAUUAUCAGAAAUUGUUUGUUGGUAAACUUUUUGUCCCACUCACUCUGCGAAUGUCAGAAGCGUAUGUCCGAUCCGACAACAUUCCGAGUUUGCGGGGUUAGUACAUUGUCAACAGAGUGACAUUUCAAACAAAUUUUUUGAUAGUAUGUGGUUGAUUUAUAUUAAUGCGCAUAAAGUAUGUAGGUAGCGAAACGCAGAACUCGAAAAGUAUUGAAAUAUAGUGUAACGGGUUGUUUGGUAGUUUAAAUGCGGUAGAUCAAACGCUACAACUGUCUGUUACUGAAUAUACAACGGUUUAAAUAAAGUCUGUUCGCUUAGAUACGGUCGCCUCUGAGUCGCGACGCCUUGGCACGUGCCGCAUCUUGUCAAAGGUUUUAUUAUAAUUCGCUUAACUACCUAACUUGGGUUUAUUUAUAUUCGUAUUUUAUAUAUAUUACAAUAGAAUAGCAUUCUAUUAUAUUCCUAGAUUAGAAAAACAUUUAAGAAACACUCUCUGUUCCGCAAUCCCAUACAUAUGAUAGAGGCAAGAAACUCCAAUCACAAACAUGUUUUCAAAAAACAUUCGAAAUUCUGAUUUCAAGAUUGGUUGGUAACACAAAAUGGUUAGCGCCCAAUAAGAUUUUUGUCUCUAUCAUUUGUAUGGGAAUACGUAACAGAGAGAGCGCUAUACUGACUUAUUUCCGAAGAUAGAGUAUAUCUUAGUGAACAGACUGUAGGUUCCAAGCAAAAAGAAAAACACUGUAUGUCAAAGUUUCUGUAGAAAUUAGUAAACGCUUAGUGCUUUAAAAGUUUAACUAUGAAUGUGUGUAGUGUACGGUGAAUUCGGAUCUGGGCGUGUUCAAAUAGAGACAGAUAUAUUAGUUGUAGCGAGAAGAAAUGAAUAAGAUAUAUUUUCGUCAUUUUGUCAUUUUACUAUAUAGCUAGCUGUAUGUGUAUUUUCACUAGUGUAAAUGUGGUGUAUUUGUGUAGUGUUGGUAUAUGUUGUUUGUCAAUCAAAUUGAUACUUUAAACCUGUCUGAUUAAGUGCAAUUUCGGAUGACACUGACAUAAUGAAGUUUGGAGGUUUCAAACAAAAUUGAACUUUAAUUCAAUGCGAUUGAAUGCAGUUUCGGAUACAAAAUAUACCUGUUUUUAACAACAACAAAAAAUUUGAGUUUAGAAACCGAGCUAUUACAUCUUAUCAUACUUGACUGUCUGCUAGAUGGACAUUAAAAGUAAUUUAUUUGGAGUUCA